ACCGCACAUUCUCACUAUAUUCAGCAAACCAUGUCAGGUCAAUGGUAGGGGCGAGGUCCCCUCGCCCAACGGGUUGGGAGACCCAACCCCUACCCUGCGAUACGGCUCGCUGUCGAUUGACAAAUUCACAGCACCGUGGGAUCAUUUCUUGCUUUUUAAAACAGGUUCUG
Molecule: messenger RNA, 170 nt
Organism: Geodia barretti
Lineage: Eukaryota; Metazoa; Porifera; Demospongiae; Tetractinellida; Geodiidae
Source: the annotation of a GenBank genome assembly